Messenger RNA from Portunus trituberculatus (swimming crab), 1874 nucleotides. RefSeq names its product dihydrolipoyllysine-residue succinyltransferase component of 2-oxoglutarate dehydrogenase complex, mitochondrial-like. Gene Ontology annotation, cellular component: oxoglutarate dehydrogenase complex. Gene Ontology annotation, molecular function: dihydrolipoyllysine-residue succinyltransferase activity. The transcript is spliced from 10 exons. The record is from RefSeq and is a predicted model, not a curated record. Lineage: Eukaryota; Metazoa; Arthropoda; Malacostraca; Decapoda; Portunidae. Gene Ontology annotation, biological process: tricarboxylic acid cycle. The coding region runs from base 77 to 1504 and encodes 475 amino acids.
CCGUGACCUAGCGGAGGGCGAGACAGUCGAUGGUGGCAGACUCGCAGUGAGCAAGAGACACCGGUGAGUGGCAGCCAUGAUGAUCGCCAGGGGUGUCGGGAAGUGCUGGGCCAGGCUGCCCUACCACUCCAACCACCAGAUCCUUCGUUGCUCUGCGAGAUGUGUUUCCACUUGGAAGGUGCAUAUGCUUCCACUCACUACAACAUCCAAAGAAUCAAGGCAGCAGCAGUAUGAUCAACAUGUUAAAGGGCUGCGGCACUUCCACAUCUCAAGGCCAUUCUUUGGUGAGAUGAAGGUAGUGGAGGUGCCACCUUUUGCAGAAUCCAUCACUGAGGGAGACAUCAGGUGGAUCAAGGCGGUGGGUGACAGUGUGCGGGAGGAUGAAGCUGUGGCAGAAGUGGAGACUGACAAGACUUCCAUGCCAGUGAACUCCCCUUGCUCUGGGGUCAUUAAGGAGCUGUUGGUGGAGGAUGGAGCCACCGUCACCCCUGGCAUGCACAUCUGCAAGGUGGAGGCUGGGGCUGUAGCUGAUGCCCCUGCUAAGGAGACUCCUAAGGCUGCUGAGGCUCCAGCCACUCCUCCUCCAGCUGCUGCUGCUGCUCCUGCCCCUACUGCUGCACCUGCACCACCAGCUGCCACCCCUGCUGCUCCUGGACCCAUGCCAAAAACUGCUCCCCCAGCAACCCCACCACCUUCUGCCCCAAUGUCAUCUAUACCAGUGGCAGCCAUCAAGCAUUCCUCCUUCAUACAUCAGGCUGAAGUGAAGGUACCACCAGCAGAUUACAGCAAGGAAAUCAGCGGGACUCGUACUGAGCAGCGCGUAAAGAUGACCAGGAUGAGGCAGCGCAUUGCACAACGGCUGAAGGACGCCCAGAAUACCAAUGCUAUGUUGACCACAUUUAAUGAGCUGGACAUGAGCAACAUUAUGGAACUGAGGAAGAGCAUCGGCGAGCAGUUUGUGAAGAAGCACGGAAUUAAGUUGGGCUUUAUGUCAGCAUUUGUGAAGGCAUCAGCGUAUGCCUUGACGCAGCAGCCAACUGUCAACGCUGUGAUAGAUGGUGGCGAGAUUGUGUACCGUGACUAUGUGGAUAUCUCAGUAGCAGUGGCCACCCCUAAGGGGCUGGUGGUGCCGGUGAUCCGCAGUGUGGAGGCCAUGAACUACCUGGAUGUGGAGAAGACCAUCAUUGAUCUGGGAGAGAAGGCCCGCACCGGCUCACUGGCUGUGGAGGACAUGGACGGCGGCACCUUCACCAUUAGCAACGGUGGGGUGUUUGGCUCCCUCUUUGGCACUCCCAUCAUCAAUCCUCCACAGUCUGCCAUCCUUGGCAUGCAUGGAAUAUUUGACCGUCCUGUGGCAAGGAAUGGGCAGAUUGUCAUCAGACCCAUGAUGUACAUUGCCCUCACCUAUGACCACAGACUCAUUGAUGGCAGGGAGGCUGUCACUUUCUUGCGCAAGGUCAAGCAGGCAGUUGAGGACCCGAGGAUUAUGCUUUGUGGACUUUAAUUUAGUACAUUAUAUCUUCAGUAAAGGUGAACAAAUUAACAUGGUUACCCAGCAAACUUUGACAUGAAAUUUUUUCCUACAUGAUUUUAAAGUCAAAGAAAACAACAUAUUACUGAUGAUUAUGGCUUACUUUUCUUGUUAUACUACUUUCAAUACUUUAGCACAAUAUUGAUGUUUUACAUUGUUAUGAUAUCAUUGAGCUGAACAGUGUUUGUUUUGAUUGAACUUACAAAUUGAUAAUUUUAGUAGAAAAUCAUAAACAUUUUUAGGAUAUUUGUUGCAGAGUUUUUAGAGACAGGCUAAGGUCCCUUGUUUGUAGAACUUAUUGUACAUCUUGUACAUACUUGUAAUAUAUGCCUGUAUAUCUUAA